Molecule: messenger RNA, 819 nt
Organism: Arachis stenosperma
Lineage: Eukaryota; Viridiplantae; Streptophyta; Magnoliopsida; Fabales; Fabaceae
Product: UPF0496 protein At1g20180-like
Exons: 1
Coding region: 1-819 (272 amino acids)
Source: RefSeq, a predicted model, not a curated record
AUGACUCUAGAACUCAGAAACCUUAUGCUAAGUUACUUUGACAUUAGUGCUGAGGCAUCACACAUUUGCACCUGUCUUCUCAAAAGCAUCAACCAAAUCCACUAUACUCAUGAAUUCAUUCAAAGAGCACUGGACAGUAAUAAGAAUAAUUGCGAAUCUUCACAGAAUUUCGAACUAAUCGUCUUUGAGCUCAACUCAUUCAUGUCCUCAAGCAACCCUUUUUCGAACCACAACUUCAAGCUCAUAAACGAUAAGUACUCGUCCGUGUUGCGCCAUUUGAGAUCAAUGAGAACAAAAAUUGGAAGGAAACAGAGGAUUUUGAAGUACUUGAAGAGGUUGUUUGGUAUUUGUGUGACAGCAACAUGUGGCAUAGUAGCAAUCAUGGCCAUGGUUAUAGCAUCACACACUCCUCUAACAUCACUAUUCAUGGGGAUAGCAAUUCUCAACACCCAAUUGAAGCAUCAUAAUAAGAAAAAGCUUCGAAGAUGUAGUAGAAUUUCAUCAAAAAGUGAUUACCUUAGUAAAGUUUAUGAUCAACUUGAUAUAGCAGCUAAGGGAACUUACAUAUUGAACAGAGACUUUGAUACAAUGAGUAGAUUUGUGACAAGGAUUCAUGAUGAAAUUGAACAUAACAGGACAAUGGUGCAGUUCUGUUUGGAUAGAAAAGAGGACAAAUUCUCUUUGCAGAUUGUGAAGGAGCUUGAGAAAAAUGAUGUUGGGUUUAGGAAACAAGUGAAGGAACUUGAGGAACAUGUCUACUUGUGCCUUGUAACAAUAAACAAAGCAAGGGCUUUGGUCAUUAAGGAAAUGAAAAAAUAA